Molecule: messenger RNA, 660 nt
Organism: Cylindrotheca closterium
Lineage: Eukaryota; Bacillariophyta; Bacillariophyceae; Bacillariales; Bacillariaceae
Source: the annotation of a GenBank genome assembly
AUGUCUCUCACAAAUCUAGACGCUCAGCGCCUCGAAGACCAAACCCUCCUUGCAUCUACUACUUCCGAACAAGCUUCCACAAUUACUAUGAUGAGUGAAAGACUGGUACGCUUUGCAGAGACUGAACAGAUUCAAGUCGUAUGCAGUUUAGAUGGCUACAAGAAAGCUGAAGUCAAAGCAUGCUGGUAUUCUUCAAAAGAAUAUUCGAAAAUUGAAAAAAACAUUGUGAAAGAAUGUGACAAGAUGGCAAAGAGAAAGGACCUCAAAGACAAGAAGUACUGUUCACGGGGAUUGGAAACGUACCAGACCUACAUGUCCAGAAAACAGAACUACAGAGAGGCACUGCACGCUGUCUUGGAUGAACAAGACCGUCAAAUCGAAUCGAAUGUGUACGAUGAAGAAUCUAUCGCGCAAGUUUACCACAACGUUUCAUCCAGUUGCCAGCUGUGGGCCACAGUGAAGGGACUCCGCGAUCAGAAGGAAGCGACGAGCUAUCAUGUUGAGGAUCACGAUGAUGAUGAUGACUGGGAAUAUGCCAAGAUUAUCCCAGCACAACCUCCAAUGUACUCCAUUACUCCAAAGGAAAAGAUUCUAUUUAGCCACAGGACGAGGCCGAUGACCCAACUUCACCAGGUUGCAGUCAGUGCAAGGUCGGCAUAA